AUGUCCCUUUUUCAUCACAGUCUGAGCUGCCGGUUGUUUCACGGUAACGUUAAAGUCCUACAAAAAUGCACCCAAACCGUUAGAUACACACACAGUGCUUUACGGAGGGAAACCGGACCGGUACUCACACUGUCACCAUGGAGAGUCAACGGCUGCCCGGUGAAUGUGAGUCAGCGGUACUCCUGCAGAUCAUCACAGUGGCUGAAUCAACGCUGCUCAAGAGCAUUUUCCUCAAUACCUCCACCAUCCGGGGGACAGCCGAAGAAGUCUGGGCCUGUGACAUGGAAAUCUUUAGCAGUAACAUUUGCUAUCGGAGGCUCUCUGCUCGGAGCGAUGAAAUACUUCAAGAAAGAAAAGGAAGAAUUGAUUGAAAAAGAGAGAACCAAAUCGAUAGGCAAACCGGCGCUGGGCGGUCCGUUCGCGCUCAUCGAUCACAACAACAAACCCGCCAAGAGUGAGGACUUCUUUGGCCAGUGGCUCCUCAUCUACUUCGGGUUUACUCACUGUCCAGACAUCUGCCCCGACGAAAUAGAGAAGAUGAUCGAAGUGGUGGAUGAAAUAGACAAAAUCCAGUCUAUUCCAAACCUGACGCCGAUCCUCAUCACCAUCGACCCUGACAGGGACACUACAGAGGCCAUGGCUACAUAUGUGAAAGACUUUUCCCCGAAGCUGAUUGGUCUGACGGGGACAAAAGAUCAGGUGGAGACGGUUUCCAGAGCCUACAGAGUUUAUUACAGUCAGGGACCAAAAGACGAAGACAACGACUACAUUGUGGAUCACACUAUCAUCAUGUACCUCGUGGGACCCGACGGAGAGUUUGUCGAAUAUUACGGACAGAACAAAAGAAAUGUUGAGAUCACCAACUCAGUAGCGGCACACAUGAGAAAGUACAAAAAGGGAAAGUGAGCGGAGGCCCUUUUUUUUUCAGCUCAACGUGCACUGACAGAGACUGGUUAACUUAAAUCACUAAUGCCUGUAUUUAUUUUGCGUAUACUGUAUUUCCUGUGUGUGUUAAUAUGUCUGCAGUAACAUUCCUGGUGUGCGGGGAGAAAAGCAGGUCUGCGGCCUCCAUGAUGUCAUGUUGCUUUCCAUUAUUACCCAUAAAAUGAAAAAAACAUCAUUUGGAAUAACUUGGAAUCAGAUCUGAUGUAAAUUAAUCAUGUGAUAAAAGAUAAAACACAAUACAAUAUGUUGCUUAGCAGGAAAUACUUGAUUUGAUUUGAUUACAUUUUUCUACAAAGCAAGGCAGUUACCAAAAAAAUAAGUCUAUAUUCUGUUAUAAACACACACUCAGAGAAGAAGAAUAAAUACAAAUAAUGAAUUUUGUAAAGAAAAUGUGAUUGCAGGCAGGUGGAUUUACUGCUUAAAGGUGAAUUAUGCAAGUUUUAUUCAUCAAAUGAUUGUUUAUUCAUCUGUUUACAGUUUUCUGGACGUUCAACUGUAUAUGUGUGAUGGGGGGGGGAAAAGCAGUAUAAGUAUACAUUGUGCCUACAGAGGGAGCUGUGGGAAUUACGUCGCUUGAGUGAGCAAAGACUACAAGUUUAAAAAGUAAUCUGAGGGUGUGGAGUCACAAAGAUCGCUGUAGGCCACUCCUCGUGUCUGCUGGAGGCUAGCAGCUCCAGGCUACAUUCGCCCCUGCUAGGAAAAACACAACCAAAUCUCCCAGCUAAACGUUCAGCAGUGGAGAUGCAUUGUGGGUAAUGUAGUAACCAGAUUUUUGAUAAGAAUGUGUCAAA
This is a messenger RNA of Scomber scombrus (Atlantic mackerel), 1736 nucleotides long. It is a transcript of the gene sco1, whose product is annotated as protein SCO1 homolog, mitochondrial. The record is from RefSeq and is a predicted model, not a curated record. Bases 1 to 906 code for a protein of 301 amino acids. The transcript is spliced from 7 exons. Gene Ontology annotation, biological process: mitochondrial respiratory chain complex IV assembly. Lineage: Eukaryota; Metazoa; Chordata; Actinopteri; Scombriformes; Scombridae.